AUGUUGUAUACCCCGCGUAACCCAUUUACCGAGCAGAUUUUUACCUACCCAGCUGGCGCUAAUACACUGACCGAUAUUAGCAAGUCCAAUUUCAAUAGCUCACUGCCCACCAAGAUCAUCAUCAAUGGCUAUUUGGACGACCCCGAUAAAAGCAUCUGGACCAAAACAAUGCGCGACGAGUUUUUGCAUGUUUCAAAUUGUAAUGUGAUUUUUGUUGACUGGAGUGCCGGCAAUGGUGGAAAUUAUGAUCAGAAUCUGAAGGGUUUAUCAUUAGGUAAAGUACAUAUCAUUGGACAUUCUCUCGGAGCGCAUACAUCCGGAUUCGUUGGCCACGCAUUUAAUGGCCAAAUUGGCCGGAUAACUGGCCUUGAUCCUGCUGGUUUCCAGGGUGGUCUCACAUGCAAUCAUUUCAGGGCCAUUGACUUUUACGCGGCCAGUAUUAACCCCAAUAACCCUAAGGGUGUGGCCCAUCAGUGCCCUGACUAUAGCGCAUAUAUGGCCGGCGAAUGCGACACUGAUUGCGCGGAUAGUGUGGCCAACUGUGCGAUUAUCGGCGAACAGGCCGUACUGUCCAAACCUUAUGAGAGCAGUACUGUUGGCAAACGUUACUAUCUGUCCACUAACCCCAGCUAUCCGUACUUUCAGGGUUAA
Medioppia subpectinata is the source of this 651-nucleotide messenger RNA. Lineage: Eukaryota; Metazoa; Arthropoda; Arachnida; Sarcoptiformes; Oppiidae. The record is from the annotation of a GenBank genome assembly.